This is a messenger RNA of Carassius gibelio (silver crucian carp), 4049 nucleotides long. RefSeq names its product CUE domain-containing protein 1. Gene Ontology annotation, molecular function: ubiquitin binding. The record is from RefSeq and is a predicted model, not a curated record. Bases 595 to 1734 code for a protein of 379 amino acids. The transcript has 11 exons. NCBI's taxonomy places the organism in Eukaryota, Metazoa, Chordata, Actinopteri, Cypriniformes, Cyprinidae.
ACAGAUUCUGGUUGUGGCAGAUUUGUUCCCGUCUCUUUGAUUCAUCCCAGUACACAACAACGCACUCCUAGUUCCCUUUCUGUGGGAUUUCAGGAGCUGCGGCAUGAACGCAUCGAUCGGGACCCAAUCUGUUUCAAUAGAGAUCAUGCAUGCCGUGUAUAGGUUUUUAAAGCCCAAGUAAAUGCGCAAAUAGUGUCUCUUUAAAAAUAAAAGAGGAAGACGGCGGGACGGAUUGGGAACGCGCGCUGUGGCGUUCUCCUUCUGUUCACCUAGAAGCUAAUGGGGAGAUCGCACAGUUGGACACAAAGCUAGUGCGCUCAAGACCAGACAGUCGUCUUCCCUCGUGUUGGUGACUCUGUACUGUCGUGUUGGAUGCAGCUUAACAAGCAGAAGAAGAGGAAGAAAGGAUUUCUCUCGCUCCAGUGGACUAGAUUGUGUCCGGAAUGAUGAAAAAGUGAACUUGAAUAGUUCCAGAAACCAAAGAAAGACGUGAGACGGAGAGAUACAUUUUGUGGGAGACUUUAGGUGGAAGUAGGCGCCAGCGUUGACCACGUGGCAUCGUUGGUCAGGUAAAAAAGCCGGUCUCCCUGUAGGAUGACCAGCCUUUUCCGACGUAGCAGCAGUAAUGGAGGGUCUCGGGGCUCGGAUACAGGAGAGCUCAACAACUCCAGGCCCAAUCGGCAAGUUCGACGGCUGGAGUUCAACCAGGCCAUGGAGGACUUUAAAACCAUGUUCCCUAGCAUGGACUAUGAGGUGAUUGAGUGCGUACUGCGCUCCAACAAUGGGGCUGUGGAUGCCACCAUCGACCAACUCCUGCAGAUGAGCAUUGACGGACAAGACUCAGAUGAUAGUUCGGAUUCAGAUGACAGCAUCCCACCAGAGAUUCUUGAGCGGACCCUCGAGCCAGACAGCUCAGAUGAAGAGCCGCCCCCUGUCUACUCACCACCAACAUAUGCCAUGCACAUAUAUGACAGGAAAUACCCAGAUGCUCCUCCAGUUCCUCCACCCAGAUUUGAGGCCCAACCUCCCCUUGGACACAGACAAGUGCAAGGUUACAAAAACUGGAACCCACCGUUACUUGGCAAUCUGCCUGACGACUUCCUGCGAAUCCUGCCCCAACAGCUGGACAGUAUACAGGGCUCUCAGAGUAGCAUCUCCAAGCCCUCCUCCUCCUCAGUACCCCAGAAGGUCCCCACUGUGGCGUCCGUCACAGGAACAGGCGGCACUUCAGAGCAGGAACGCAAACUGAAGCAAUAUUUAGAGGAUGAGCGUAUUGCACUUUUCCUGCAGAAUGAAGAGUUCAUGAAGGAGCUGCAAAGGAACCGAGAGUUCCUCAUUGCGCUGGAAAGAGAUCGAUUGAAAUACGAGUCAAAGAAAUCCAAAUCCAGUCAUUCAUCAGCUAGCAUGGAGAACUCCACAGGUGACCAUUAUGCUUCGGGAUCUGUAGAGGCCUGCACAGCAGUCUCAGAUGACGCUCUGUUUAGAGACAAGCUAAAGCACAUGGGGAAGUCAACCAGGAAGAAGCUGUUUGAAAUUGCCCGAGGGUUCUCAGAGAAGACGAAGCGGAGGAAGUCUAAAAGAAGAACGCUGCUACGGCAUCACUCAUUGGGCACAGCCAACUCCACUGCCAACCUCCUAGAUGAUGUGGAAGGAAACCCAUGUGAUGAAGAAAGUCAGCUUAGACGAUUGGCUGCACAGGAAGAGGAGGAGCCACAUAAGGAAACACUAUCAUGAUCCCUCCGUGCUCUUGGGAAAUUAGGGUUUCCAUGGCGACCUCAGAAUGACCCAUGGCUGAUAGCUCCUUAUCUCAGUGGCUCCAGUGCUUAGCUCAGUGCCAGGCAAUCGCAGACUCCAGAGGACCAGCCGAGGCUGGACUGCGUGAUCAUUUUGUAGCAGCCUUUUGCGAGCCUAAGAUCAUUGUUACCUACAUUUGAUUACUAUUAUAAUUAUUGUACUGUAACUGUUUGUUAAUAUUUGGUUUCAUAUGUAAUACUCAACAGCUAUAGUACUGAUCUUCAACUAUGUAUUUUUUUUUCAUCCUAAACCAUCAAAAACAAAAUUCCCUUUGUUUUUUUGUUGUUUUUGUUGUUUUUUAUCUAUAUAAUUAACCUGAGGAAUUUAAAUACACAGAUAUUUGAUUUGUUUAUUACUGUCCACAGUUAACGGUCAGUCAUUUCAGCAUAUUAGUAUAGAACACUUUUAUUUUUAAUAGACUUUUGGAGUCUAAUCUGCAUAUAAUCAUCAACGGUAUUUCCUCAAAGAAUGUACCCAGAUCAUGACGUCCAUUAUUUACUCAUAAACCUUUCUUUAUCAUUGCAAAAUAAAAAAAAUUUGGGCCAUUUAGUCUGUUGUGAUUUUAGGGUGCUGAAUAGUCCAUUUCCAUACAACUUUUUCAUAGUUAAAUUCAGACGAGAUGUCCCUCUUUAAGACUGAAGCAAUGCACAUCUUCUAUGUAAUACAUCUUUGAUUUCCAAAAUUCGAUUUCAGGCUUUUGUCUUUUUUUUACACAAAAAAGAAAGGCAAUCUUAUUGACCCACUGAAGAGUUUGCCUCCUCCUCAUGUUUGCACUGCCAUAUCUGUUUUAUAAAAUAUGUAAAUACUUUUUUCAACCGUAACAGUGAUUAGAUUGAUUGAUUGUUUUUUCAGAACAAGCAUAGAACAGUUUGAAUGAUGCUGUCAUUGAACCAACCAAAACGCUGCUGUGUGCUUUGCUUUCUUUUUUCUUGUUUUUUUUUGCAAAUCACACUGAAUGAUUUACCCUAACGCUGUGCUUCCAGUGACUGGUUGGAGGUCUAAUUGUGAUCAACCAAUAAGAAUGUGCUAUUAUGUUCCUUUUAGUGUUGUGCAUCCGAGUAUUGAUUCAGUGUAAAGUGGCCCGUUGGAAAACACUGUGUGACAGUGAUGUUUAUGUACAUCAGAUAGUCCAACAGUUAAAUCUGUCUGUUUGAAACCAUCUCGUAUCAGUAUUAUAUGCAAGAUUCAGAUGUUACUGAUACACUUUGUGCUUCUGAAAUGUACCAAUGUGGCUGUAGGAGCUUGCUUGUUUUAAGGGGAUUUGUUAUAUAUAUUGAUGUUCAUGUCACAUCAAUAUGUGAUUGAUUUUUGCCAUUAUUACAAAUUAUAUAGGUUUUCUUAGGCAUCAUGAAUGACAUGUAUACCACAUAAAAUCAUGUUCUGUAAACUGUAAUCACCAUUAUGAAAUAUGUGCUCAUGCCGUGCAUAUUUGCAUGAUUACUUUUUUUCAUAUGGCACAAAAAAGAAGUCUGUAAUCUGAUUUGAAAAUGAUGUGAAUUGAAAGAACAAAGGUUUUGUAAGAGGCAAACCUUGUUGAGAGAAAUAACGCAUACAGCGUUGUCAUCUGUGAUUCACAGACACGCACGACUGUGAGGUUUUCCCUUCAAUCCUGCUUGUUAACAUAUUUUAUCCUCUCAGGGAACUUGCUCUCAUUUCACUUUCUGCUAAAAGCACAACUCAAACUGAAAACUUGUUAGCACAAAGGCUUUAAUAGGUGAGGCAGAACCGUCUGUUUACCGGGCAUAAGGUUGAUAUGAAGAAUUCAAGGACCGUGUGGCUGAUCUGCUUCAGUUUGUAGCCAAGUUCCUUUUCUUGAUCACAUGUCCUUGUGUGUUUACCUGAAAUCUCUUCAAGAUCCCCUUUUCCACUUUCUGUAUUUGUAUGGGGCAGAUAGAGCCGAAUUAACUGGCAGAUGUGUUCAGAAAGUUUUGUGUGUGAGCCACAUGACUUCAAGUGGCUCUUUACAAUUAGUGGUAUGUACUGUUUGUACUGUAUUAGAAGAAAGCAACUGUACAUGCAAAUUGGCAAUUUUUUAUAUGAAAUAUUUGUUGUACCCAUUAUUUCUGUCCCCAUAGUUUCUUCUGAAAAAUAUGACUCUGACUCUCACUCAAAUUAAGUUGACUCUUUGUCUACUUGUCCAAAGUCUGUGUGAUUGUUCCACAUCACACCAUUCACUUAAUACUAUUUCAAGUUCUGGACUUUUCUUACAAUUCAGAUGUUUAUUAGUUAUUGGAAUAAAUAAUAAAAUUGUUGUA